Molecule: messenger RNA, 1799 nt
Organism: Amborella trichopoda
Lineage: Eukaryota; Viridiplantae; Streptophyta; Magnoliopsida; Amborellales; Amborellaceae
Product: Zinc finger C-x8-C-x5-C-x3-H type family protein
Molecular function (GO): metal ion binding
Source: RefSeq, a predicted model, not a curated record
CUUGACAGGGUAAAGGAGGCAGUGACUGUCGCACCGAGUGGGCACCUAUUUUUUCCCCUGUAAACUUUUAUUUUUGACUUUGGAGCAUCCAAGUGCGACAGAGUUCUAAAAGCAAGAUGCCUGAAAAAUUCAGAGUUUGGGGGGAGAGAUAAAAGCCAUCAAGUUUGUGUUCACAGCAGUCUUCGGUACCUCUAAUUUCGAGGAACGGAGUCACAAAACUCGAUAUAUUUAAGUUCUCUGGUUCCGCUACUGUUGUUACUCCUCCACACUCGCUUCAUGGUUUUGCAGUUCCUACAAGAAGACCUACUUCUUUCACAACAGUGGCUUUCCCCGUGUUUUAGGGCUGGAACACACUGAAAAUUUGGGCUUCUAGCAGCCAUGAACAGAAGUCCAGAGCCCUGCAAAUUCUUUCUGCGAGGGAGUUGCAAAUUUGGGGAAAGAUGUAAGAAUCUUCAUCCAAGACCUCAGCAAUCUAUGCCAAAUCCGUUUGGGCAGCAGCAAUCGAGGUCAAAUCCUUUCGGCUUCGGUGUGCAAAACACCUCACAAUCAAAAGUUGCAUUUGGUGGUUUCCAAAUUCCAGACAAGCCAUUACCGCAAAACAAGUGGAAUCGUUUCUCUCCAGUAGCUAAUGGGAACCCUAAGCCAUCAACUGCAAGGCAGACUGAGUCUCAGCAAAAGGCCCUUUCCACGCAAAGCAGAAGGCCCACUGACUCUCUUCAAAAGACCCAUGGCUCCACCUGCACGGACCCUGAGAUAUGCAAAAAACAAAUAAUUGAAAAUUCAAUGGAGGAGCCUCUUUGGAAGCUUACUUGCUAUGGGCAUUGGAACUAUCUCCCAUGUGACAUCACUGGUGAUAUUAGUUUUGAAGAAUUGAGGGCAGCAGCAUAUGACGAUGCUCGACGCGGGGUGCCUCUGCAGUCAAUUGUUGAGAGAGAGAGAAACUUACUUCAGGCCAAGUUACUAGAAUUUGAGAACCUACGCCGCAAUCCAUAUGUGAUUCCAAGAAAAUCUAGCUCCUUUGUGCCGUUACCAUCACCUGCAACCAACCCAAACAUAUCACCACCUGGAUUUCAGCAAAAUAUGCCACCUUCAGUAUCAAGUUUUAGUCAACUUGGGAUGUCGACUUCCACGGGCUUGAACACAAGGCAACAAAGUUCUUUCCAAGUUUCUAGCCAGACAUCUGGUAGCAGCAACUCAGCAUUCGGCGCCCCACCAAAAGAUGCCUUUGGACAACAGGGUCCAUUUCAAAUUUCCAACCAAACAUCACCUGGUUUUGGCACGAGCAACUCGGCUUUUGGAACACCAGGAUUAUUCGGGAAUAAAGUACCUAAUCAACCUUUUGGAAGCAGUGCAGCUACAAUGAGCAACAGCCAAAUUCCAACAUCUCCAUCAUUUCCCAUGUUUACAAAUAACUACUCACCUGGCCUGUUCGGUGGGCCUAAUGUUGGUUUUAAUCCAGGUGGCAGUGGAGUGAACACAUCAAAUAUCUCCUUAGCUGACGACAAGCAAGUUAGGCUGGCUCCUGGAGAACCAGAUAUAUGGUCAAAGGAGGAAUGGGAAGUAGGGGAGAUUCCAGAGGAUGAACCACCGUCUUAUGCCCUGUUGUGAGAGCAUCAUGCAGUCAAUCACAGGAAUCGUCGAUCUCAUCGAUUUUUUCAGUUUUUUCUUCUCAAGUUCCUACUUGAUUCCUGUAAAUUUUGACCGAUUCUUUACAAUCAAUUUUGCAUGUUCAUAGUUUCAAUUGUUCUGGUUGGAGAUGUAUAUUAAUAGAAGGCCUUUGGCAGUUAUUUAAGUUUCAA